This is a messenger RNA of Diospyros lotus (date-plum), 2349 nucleotides long. RefSeq names its product probable glycosyltransferase At5g03795. Gene Ontology annotation, molecular function: glycosyltransferase activity. The record is from RefSeq and is a predicted model, not a curated record. NCBI's taxonomy places the organism in Eukaryota, Viridiplantae, Streptophyta, Magnoliopsida, Ericales, Ebenaceae. Bases 401 to 2203 code for a protein of 600 amino acids. The transcript has 7 exons.
UUGGUAAGUUAGAUUAAUAUGAGUGAACAUAUAAAAAGGGGAUCAAUUGAGAGUCCUAUAGUAAAAACCAAAAUCCAAAAAAAUAGAUGAAAACCAAAAAAAAAAAAAAAAUUGAUAUAAAAAAAUUAAUUAAAUGAAUUAAACUUCUUAUAAUUAAAUAGAAUUUUAAUUAUUAAUAUUAAAUAUUGCAUAAAAUAUUAAGAAAAAAUUGUUUCUAAAUACCAUUUUUGGAACCUUUCUCUCCCAGCACUCCAAGAACUUUCCGUCAUUUACUGAGAAAGUAACGCAGAAUCCUCGAAUCCCAUCAACGGCAAGGUACACAGUACACACAUGCUAGAGAGAGAGAGAGAGAGAGAGAGAGAGAGAGAGAGGAAACUCUGCGUUGUCUAGAGAGAGAGGGAUGAGGGAUUUGAUUAGGAUAAGAUGGGGGUGGCGGUGGUCGCCUUCUUCGAGGCUUCUGCUGAUCGUUACGCUGUCACUGAUUCUGGUUUCUGGGUCCACGGCUUUACUGAGUUCGACGAGCUACUUCAAUUGGAUGUUCGCUACUUCUUACAAUCCAUGGCGAUGGAGAUCUUCCGUAACUCCGAGAAUGAACGCGACGUCUACAUCAAACGAUGGCGUUUUUAACAGCUCUUCUUCUUCUUCUACUUCUUCUUCUCGGAUUCAACCACCAGUUGGGGAGAAGGAAGAGAUGUGGAACGGUACUAUUAGUACUACUGCCGGCAUGAACAGAUCACCUCAAAGCUUUGUUCCUAAUUCAGUGAUUAAUGGCUCCCCUCCAGUGGGUGCAAGUUCCCGGAAGGGUAAUUAUUACAGCAAUAAUUUUAAUUUAGAGAGGAUUGAAGCUAGCCUUGGGCGUGCUCGAGCUGCCAUAAGAGCUGCAGCUGCUUCCAGUUCCAGCCAUGGAAGCAACCAGAUGCAGCGGCAGCGGCAGCAGCAGCAGGAUCAUCCUCAUCUUGAUAAUUACCUCCCUAAAGGCCCAAUGUACCGGAAGGCCACUGCCUUUCUCAGAAGCUACUUGGAAAUGGAGAAGCAAUUGAAGGUGUUCAUCUACGAAGAAGGAGAGCCCCCAGUGUUUCAUUACGGCCCCUGCAAGCACGCAUAUGCAAUAGAGGGAUUGUUCAUUCAGAGCAUGGAGGUUAGCCAGUUCAGGACCUGGGAUCCUGAGGAAGCCCAUGUUUUCUUCCUCCCCUUCAGUGUCACCAUGAUCACUCAAGUUGUUUACGUGGUGAAUUCCCAUGACUGGUCUUCCAUGAAAAACACAGCCAUGGAUUAUGUCAAUCUCAUUGCCGCUAAGUAUCCCUACUGGAACAGAAGCCUAGGAGCCGAUCACUUCAUCCUUGCUUGCCAUGACUGGGCGCCUGAAAUCUCCUUUGCAGUGCCAAACCUAUACAACAACUCCAUCAGAGCGCUAUGCAACGCCAACACCUCGGAGCAAUUCAACCCCGCCAGAGACGUCUCCAUCCCAGAAAUCCACCUCCCGACGGGCACCACGGAGGGCAUCCUCGGCGGCCCGCCGCCGUCCCGCCGCCCAGUCCUAGUGUUCUAUGCGGGUGGCAUCCAUGGCCCCAUCCGGCCGGUGCUGCUGGAGCACUGGGAAAACAAGGACCCGGAUGUCCAAGUGCACCAGUACCUCCCAGAGAACGUCUCAUACUACGGGAUGAUGAGAAAAAGCAAGUAUUGCAUCUGCCCUAGCGGCUACGAAGUUGCCAGCCCUAGAAUGGUGGAGGGCCUUUACAUGGGCUGUGUUCCAGUGCUUAUCAAGGACCAUUAUGUCAUUCCAUUCAGCGACGUUCUCAACUGGGAGACUUUCUCAGUGAUAGUUGCAGUGGAGGAUAUCCCAAACUUGAAGAGAAUUCUGAUGGGUAUUUCUUCAACCCAGUAUUUGAAGAUGCAAAGGAGGGGACUGCAAAUGAGGAGGCAUUUUGAGGUUAAUUCGCCUCCAAAGAGGGAAAGGAGGACGGAGCAUCUGACGUCAGUGAUUCUAAUAGAGAAAGGAGUGGGUAUGGAGAAGUUAAGAUGGAGUCUGAUCAUAUCGGCCGGAGCAAAAAUCCGGCGUCAUUGCAAGCCUUUACAAGUCGGUCGCCGGCACUUUCGAGCACGCCAAGGAGGCCGUCACUGGCGGCCAGACGGCCAUGGAUUAUGUGUUGAGUGGAAAGAAGGAAGAGAUAAAGCACAAGGCAUAUCAGGAUCAGGCGGCUGACCAUUCCGAGGGUGGAGAAGUUGGGGCUGACACCGAGUAUGAAGCCGGAAGGAAGUUGCAGGAACUGAAGCUGCAACAGGAGGGAAACGAAUACGAUGAUGAAGAUAGAAGGAGAGCCGAGGCAGACUGGGAAACUACAGCCAACA